Messenger RNA from Astrephomene gubernaculifera, 1786 nucleotides. The record is from the annotation of a GenBank genome assembly. Lineage: Eukaryota; Viridiplantae; Chlorophyta; Chlorophyceae; Chlamydomonadales; Astrephomenaceae.
CUCAGUGACUUCAGUUGUUGCCUUUGGGCGUUAGGCCUGAGUCCUACUUAGGCCUUUCCACCCGCUUCGUUGCUUUCUACCUUUAAAAAUGUUAUUGCAAACGCGCGCGCCCGUUGCUUCUCGGGUGGCUACCCGCUCAGAGCGCGUAGCGGUUCCAGCGCCUGUUCUUAGGGCUUCAACUGUGGCUGUGGCGCCUGCUGUCGGCGCGACAUGCACGACGCAGUCGCUUGUUGCCUGCAAGCGGAGUUCUUGGCGGCCAAGCGUUGUGGCGCAGGCCGCUACGGUUGAGGCUUCCCGCCAGUAUGAGGCUCCUGGAAAGGGUUUGUCGCAGGUGAACGUCGUCUACAAGUUCGGCGGCUCAUCCGUGCGCGACGCUGAACGUAUGCGUGAGGUUGCGGACAUCAUUUGCAGCUUCCCACAGUAUCUGCCCUGCGUGGUGCUAUCUGCCAUGGGCAAGACCACCAACCUGCUGCUGGAGUGCGGCGACCUGGCCCUCCGCACCGCCACCGACAAGAUUGGCGACCUGUCCCCACUCAAGAUCAUCCGCCAGCUGCACCUGGCCACCUGCGACGAGCUGGCCAUCGAGCCGGCCGUGCGCGCGGAGGUGGACCACCUCAUCAACGAGCUGCAGCAGCUGCUCAUUGGAAUCAGCAUCAUGCAGGACCUGACCCCCCGCGCCAAGGACAGCCUGGUGUCGUUCGGCGAGCGCCUCUCCACCCGCAUCUUCGCAUCCUACCUGCGCACCAAGGGUGUCCCCGCCCGCCAACACGACGCGUGGGACCUGGGUCUGACCACCACGGACGACUUCACCAACGCUGACGUCAUCUAUGAGGCCUCGCUGCCCGCCAUUGCCGCGGCGCUGGCGCCCAAGCCCGGGCAACAGGCGGAGCUGCCCAUCGUGACAGGCUUCCUUGGCCGCGGACAGCACACGGGCGCCGUCACCACACUGGGUCGCGGCGGCUCCGACCUCACUGCCACGGUGCUGGGAGCCGCCCUGGAGCUGCCCGAGGUGCAGGUCUGGAAGGACGUGGACGGUGUGCUGACCUCCGACCCCCGCAUCGUGCCCACCACCCGGCCCGUGACGGAGCUCACGUUCGAGGAGGCCACCGAGCUGGCCUACUUUGGCGCGCAGGUGCUGCACCCGCAGGCCAUGCAGCCCGCCAUCCGCUCCGGCAAGAUGAACGUGCGCGUCAAGAACUCGUACAACAGGGAGGCCGCCGGCACCAUCAUCUCUGCCCACCGCGACCUGGACUGCAGCCUGGUGACCUCGAUCGUGCUCAAGAGCAACGUGACGCUGGUGGACAUCAUCUCCUCCCGCAUGAUGGGGCAGUACGGCUUCCUGUCCACCGUGUUUGACGCCUUCCGCCGCCACAAGAUCUCGGUGGACGUGGUCGCCACCUCGGAGGUGUCCGUGUCGCUAACGCUGGACCCCAAGAAGAUCUGCGGCGCCCCCGAGGACGAGCUGCACCAGCUGCAGAGCGAGCUCUCCAAGAUCGCCGGCGUGUCGUACCGCAAGGGGCUCGCCAUCCUGUCGCUCAUCUGCAACGUGGAGAAGACCAGCGAGAUCCUGAUGCGGGCGUUCAGCGUGUUCCAGCGCGAGGACAUCAAGGUGCUCAUGAUGAGCCAGGGCGCCUCCAAGACCAACAUCUCGCUGGUGGUGGACGGGGCGCGCGGAGUGGAGGCGGUCAAGGCACUGCACCGCGAGUUCUUCGACGGCCCCUCCGUCUGCUCCAAGACCGCCAACGGCAACGGCCACUCGAACAACUGAAGAGUGACAACGGCAGAC